GAGCGCCAGUUACCUAGCAGCUGAGAUUGACAGCUGUCGUACGAUAGUUUGUUUGCGAGAUGUCAUCGAAUAUAGUUAACGAAAAAUAUCAAAACGACGGUAAAUUGAACGGUUUGAGUGUGUUUUCCGAUAAGAACUUGGCUCCGAUCAACGGACGGUACAGGAGCAAGAGUUUGUCUAGUGAUAAGUUGAAUAAGACGAACGCUGAUAGGACCGCAAUUCUGGAGGAUGUGGAGACGAACCACGUUUCUGAUAAAUCUGAGACUCCUGGGUGUCUAGUGCAGAACAAAAUUAUGCAACAAGGAUCACACAAUACGAUGAACGGUUUAAAAGACGCGAAAGUGUCGUACGGGACCGACAGCCCGUCGCGAGGUCGCAGGGUGAUAUUCUGCGUGCACGGAAACCCCUCGACGGGGUGCUGCGCCGUUAUGGAGACCAACGCCGACGGAGACCCAGAGAAACGGAAUGGAAGCAUCACAGACGCUGAAAGCACUGGUGUGUCACCACAAAAGGUUCUCGAGCAAGCAACUCGCGCAGUUCACGAAAAAUACAACUUCUUCGAAAUGACGUUACAGAUUGAAGAAUUCAACGACACAAUGGAAGAAUGCAGCCAAUGUAAGAUGCCACAAGCUUGAGGCGUUCCACUGGUCUUUCUUUGACUGUGACUAGUUUCUUGUAAAUAUUUGAAUACCAAUAUUCAAUUAAUGUGGCAGGUGUAAAUAAUAGAGUAAAGAAAGCCUUAAAUAUUGUUUUGUUGUCGAUGAUUAACGCGAUUCGGCAGUACUUAAAAUUUGUCUUUUAAAAUUAAUAGGGUGAAAAAGAAUGACAAUAAUUUUAGGAUUUUAAAAUAUAUGCUCAACAGAAUAUCUUCGUUCCAUUUUACAUGUAAGUUAUUUUAAAUAGUUAGAAAUGAGCAACAGAAAUGGAUAAUGAAUUACGUGCAACUUGCACAUAAUCUACACCCUUUUUACACCUGUCACAUUAGAACGUUACACAACUUCAAUGUCGACAGAAUAUGCAACGGUGUGUCGGCUCACUGAUUGUUGUGCAGACUGUGGUACUUAAAUGAAUUUUCGUGUUUAUAAAUUUGCUGGAUCGCAAUAUAUGAGUAGUUUUUUGCUACGGAAACUUUAUGAUAAUUGAACAGAGUGAACUGCAGGUUUGCACUAGAAGUUUUUAGUCCUCCACAGCGAAAAUGACAGGAUGUGUUAAUAACGACCAUUGGGGUUUACUGUAAUUUAAUGGGUUAGAACCAUUAUCUAAAUACUCGAAUGUCUGCAGACUGCGGUAGCGAUGUAUACUGCCUUUAAAAGCCGAAAAGCGCUAUCUGAAUCGGAGUAAGUUUUGAGAAAAUCGACAUUUUAUGAAUUGUAUUUUAGCACUUUCAAAAAUGAAACUUAUUUAUACAUAUUUUCGACUAAUAGAUUUAUUGACAUACAUAAAUUAUCAUUAAAUUGUACCAUUGUACCUAUUUUGUGAGAUACUAUUACGAUAUUUUGAUUAUAAAGGAAGCCGCCAAAUCUAUUAGUAGUUUAAGAAAAAAUUGAGGUAUAAAAAUACUUCUUAGUGGUUUUUUAAAUGUUUUAAGUUAGAUAGCGCUAUUUCUAUUCUACCAUUAGAUGCGAAAUUAUUAUAACUAUUGAAUGGUAUUUAAGAAACUAAAAAGGCGUAUCUCAGAGAUAGCGCCUUUCGACUUCGCAGAACAGUACAGGUGAUUGUCGUCUACCUAUCAAUGUAUCGACUAUACAGGGUUAUUUUGUAAAAUACUGAAGUUUUGUAGCAGUAGAGCUCCUUGUGAAAGAGUUCGUCCAGGGAAAUACUGCCACGUCACAUAUUUCUGCCGCCAAGCAGUGACCGUACCUGAGAAGCAUUACACUGCAAGCGCCAUUAUUGUAAUUUUACGGAGGAAGCGAUAUUGUGUCGAAAAGCAGUUUGUACGCCAAUUAGGGUAGUUCGAAAUGUUAUUAAAUCUCAAUUAGUUUUAUUUCAAGCUAUUCUAAACGUUGUUA
Hyposmocoma kahamanoa is the source of this 2009-nucleotide messenger RNA. RefSeq lists its product as uncharacterized. The record is from RefSeq and is a predicted model, not a curated record. The transcript is spliced from 3 exons. The coding region runs from base 60 to 635 and encodes 191 amino acids. Lineage: Eukaryota; Metazoa; Arthropoda; Insecta; Lepidoptera; Cosmopterigidae.